Sardina pilchardus (European sardine) is the source of this 4647-nucleotide messenger RNA. It is a transcript of the gene itgae.2, whose product is annotated as integrin, alpha E, tandem duplicate 2. The transcript is spliced from 31 exons. Gene Ontology annotation, cellular component: external side of plasma membrane; integrin complex. Lineage: Eukaryota; Metazoa; Chordata; Actinopteri; Clupeiformes; Clupeidae. Gene Ontology annotation, biological process: integrin-mediated signaling pathway; cell-matrix adhesion; cell adhesion mediated by integrin. Gene Ontology annotation, molecular function: integrin binding. Bases 127 to 3483 code for a protein of 1118 amino acids. The record is from RefSeq and is a predicted model, not a curated record.
GGAAGCAUCUCGCAGUAUGAGACAUCGACAGACAUGCAGAGAAGGAAAUGCUUUUCACUGCUGCGCCUCUUUGUGGAUUGUAGAUGACGCGUAGACGUGUAGAGAGUUUAGAGAGCUGGCAGGAACAUGAUAACCGCGUUUCUAUUUCUGACGGCCCUUGUCACAACGGCCGGAUUCAAUAUCUUGACAAAAGAUGCCGUGGUUUUUAACGAAGAUGACCCCCUUUUCGGACAAGAGACUAUUCAGUCCAAAAAUGGGAUUUUUGUUACUUCCCCCUCAUCUGGGAAAUUGUUCAGAUGUGACCUACAAACUAAAAACUGCUCUGUUGUCACAGGAGGUACACAAAAGCGUCGAAGACCCGUCCAAUCAGCCUCUAGCUUGGUGACUGGACAAAAAGAAGAGGAGCAGCACUUGGUUUGUCAGCAGAGAUACACCAGAAAACCACAAGAAAACUUGAAUGGUCAAUGUUCGUAUAAGGUUUCUCCAAGCCAGGAAAUAAAUAUCAAUCCUGCUGAAGAAGCAAAUAACAUAACUCUGGCUAAUAACACGAACAAAGAGAGCAACAACAACAACAACAAUAAUAAUAACAACAACAACAAUAACAAUAAAAACAACAACAACAGCAAUGGCGACGAUGAGGAGGAAGACCCAGGAACAGAGAUUGCCUUUGUUCUGGAUGGCUCAGGAAGCAUUGAUCCUGAUGAUUUCAUCAAGGCCAAAGAUUUUAUUGCUCAAGUUAUGGAAAAUGUCUGGUUAACAUGUUUUGAUUGUAAUUUUGCAGUUGUACAAUAUGGAGAUAUUGUCAGAACUGAGCUUUCACUAAAGGAAAAUGAUGAUCCAUCCAAAGCCUUUGCAAAGAUUCCUGACAUAGAGCAGAUAGGACAAGUCACCGUGACGGCAUCAGCCAUCAACCAUGUUCUGGAACAUGUUUUUGUUCCACAACAUGGAUCAAAACCGGACUCUAAGAAAUAUAUUAUUGUGGUGUCAGAUGGACGUAUAUUUAUGGAUAACAUGACACUUACAGAAGUUUUGCAGAAGCCCAAAAUGAAAAACAUUACCCGCUUUGCAAUAGGGGUUGGACCUCAGGUGCUGAACCAUUCCAUUGCACUUAAAGAGAUGAAAGAGAUAGCUUCAGACCCAGAUGAAAAGCAUUUUUUUGGAGCUGAUGAUUACAGUGGACUGGAGAAGAUUUUGUCAGAAUUACAAAAAGGCAUUUUGGGGGGUAUUGAGGGCACCAAAGGAGUAGGAUUCCGCUUUGAUUAUGCAGAAGCUGGGUUCAGCUCUCAUAUUGCCCCUGAUAAAACCCUUCUUUUUGGUGCCGUGGGUGCCUUUGACUGGAGUGGUGGAUUGAUUGUAAAAAACAUUGAAACUAGCUCAACAGCGUUUCUAAAUGUAACAAACAAUGAACCAAGAAUUCCUAAGACAGCUGGGAAGGCACAGAAGUUUUCAUACUUGGGUUACAGUGUGACAUCUGCACAGGGGUCGAGCGAAACACUCUACGUCUCUGGAGCACCCAGAUACAACUUGACAGGAGGAGUUUUUAUUUUCAGCGGAAAGACACAUGACCUGCGACAGUUACUACCUGGAGACCAGGUGGGCUCAUAUUUUGGGUCCGUUCUCUGUGUCCUGAACGUUGACAAAGCCAACACACGGAAAAUAGUCUAUUUAUUAGUUGGAGCGCCAUACUUUCACAGAAAGGGAGAAGAGGGAAAGGUUUUCAUCUACAAACUGCAUGAGCAGCAUGGAUUUCAAAAGCUGGACUGGGAGUGGUCAGGUGUGCCUAAGUAUGCCUUUGCUAGAUUUGGGUCUGCCAUAGCAAACAUUGGAGAUGUAGAUGGGAAUGAUUACAAUGAUGUGGCUGUUGGAGCCCCUCUUGAAGAGAGGGAUGGAGGGACAUCUGGAAGUAUCUACAUUUACAAUGGAUUCAGUGGUGGCCUUCGACAGGAGCACUCACAAAGAAUUUCAGCAGCAGAAAUGGGGAUGAAGCUGAAAUACUUUGGCCAGUCUGUGAGCCCCAUGGCGGAAGCUGGGAAUAAAAGGAGACAGGAGUAUAUCAGUGUUGGGAGUGAAGGAAACGUCACGGUGUUAAAAACACUUCCUGUGAUUGUCCUCAACCCUAAAAUGACUGUUCCUGUAGAGAUUAAGCGCUCUAAUCAGGCAAAGGACAUUUCCAACAAAUUAGAGGUACCACUCAAAAUCUGUUUCAAUGCACGGCGUACAGAUAUUGAAGAGGUCUCUAGCAUUCUUGUUCGAUACGACAUUGACUUGGAUGCUGAUCAAGCUAAGAAGCGUCUUAUAUUUCCUAAUAACAUGGCAUCACAACAACACAUGAUGAAUUUGACUGCAGAUUUCGACUGCACCACUGGAAUGAACUUACAUUUUUUGGGAUGCUCUGACUGUUUUUCACCGAUCCUAGUCAAGGUUAAUUUUAAACUCGACUCAACAACAGCACUUCCUUAUGUUCUGGAUGCAUUUACCCCAACAGAGAUAUCAGCAAAGAUUGAAUUUGAGAGACAGUGUGAACAGGAACUAUGUCCAGCAAAUAUAAGCCUGUCAGAUUCACGCCUCAGCAAACAAAAUAUCAUAAUUGGAGCCACUCAAGACUUGGACAUAACUUUAAAUCUUACAAAUACCGGAUAUGAUUCCUAUAAGACAACACUGACUUUGACUUAUCCCAACAUCCUUCUCUUAUCGAAGAAACCAGAGAGAGCUUCCUGUGAAAAUGUAAUCAGUGAAAUGUUUACUAAGCUGAAGUGUAAUUUCAGUCACCCAAUCUUCAGAAGCUCAUCUCAGGCCAUGUUGUCCAUCUCAUGGCAGAUUGAGGGAACAAAAUCAGAUCAAAAAACUGCUGAUAUCAGUGUCAUCUUAGCCAAUGAAAAUAAUGGCUCUCAGAUCCUGGAUCAGAGGAAUUUUACUUUUGGAAUAGAGAAUGCUCUGAGAGUGGGAAUUGACGGCAAUUCUGAACCUUCUUCACUGAAGAAUGAGGACGAGGAUGUCAAGAAACCAUUGAAGAUCAUAUUUAGGCUUGAUGGUGAGAACAAACACAAUGCCACUUUAAAUAUUACCAUCACCAUAAAAUUGGAGACAACUCACACCAAGGUGUCUAUCGCAAGUUCCCCAGAGAGUGGAUGUAUAUUACCAUAUACAGGUGAAAUCAAAGGAGUUUACCAGAUGCACUGUGUUCAGACAAACCUCAAAGAGAUUAGCAUCAACAUGGAUGUGGAAAUCUUUAAAACACAGGAGCAAGAUGAAAAGAUUGUGGUCACAGGAGAGCUGGGCUUUGACCAAAGCACUUUUGUGUCACUGGACAGGAAUCGACUGAAGAAGGAGGUGGUGGUUACAGUAAGGAAACUGACUGUUGUCAAAUCAAUGCCAUCAAUCAUUGGAGGGUCCGUUGGAGGUUUUCUGUUCUUAGCCAUUAUUAUUGUCAUCCUUUGGAAGUGUGGGUUUUUCAAAAGGCGCCAUCAAGUGGCUCAAGAAUAGAACAGCAGCCAAGGGAUGUUCACAUGCAUGGAGGAGGAGGUUCUCAUGCUCAAGGCCUUCUAAGCUGAACUUAGUUGUUCUCCAAGUCUUUUAAAAAAAAAAAUUGUAUGGGAAAUUAUGAUUUAAUUAUAUUUCUUCAUGAUAGUGUUAUUUUAUAUUCAUAUAACAGUGUAUUAUAAAAGUAUUUUUUGCCUUUUGCCUCUGCUGUUAUUUUUCUGAAAAUUAUUUUUGCCAUUUCUUUUUCAACCAAUGAAAUUAUUUUAAAAGCCCAUGUUUUGCUGUUUAACUCCAUAAAACACAUUCAAGCUCUGUAUUGAAAGUAUCAACUCUAUAGGCUACUGUAGGUAAACCCUGCCUGAUCUGCCGGCGAUUUGGAUUUCGCCCUGCAGCUCAGGCUGGAAACCUGCACAUCUAGGGGUUCGUUUCAUGCAACGUUUAUACGUCCUCCCUCGCUCCUCGAUGCCUCGAUCCUCACUGAUCUACAUAAAGAAUGAUGGGGGGGAAACAAUGGGAUAGUAUCCAGUGUUAGUUAUAGAUCAGUGGGCACGCCCCUCGAGGAUCGAGCAUCGAGGAUCGAGGAGGCAUAACGAGAGGCACCCUAUAUCUCCUGCUUCCUUUCCACAUCUUCUGGGUCCAAUCACAAACUACCUUAUCCAAAAGGUGCACCUGGAUCGUUGGUCUGAUUGGUUGAAGGACUAUCCAAAAGCGUGCAGUCAUUUGAACUAUGCCCAUUGACGCUUAGUUCGCUUCUUGUGCAAUAGAAACAAAGCACAGACUCCCCAGACUAUUGUUCAAUCUUAAAAGAUUGAGCUUAGUAUGGUGAUAGCCAGACUAUCAGCUCUCUUCAUAAAACCUGAAAUGUAAAUUGAUAUGUACAUGUAUUUCUGUAUUAUUCCUGCUAUACUCUGUGUCUUCAUGGAACUGGUUUCCUAUGGCUAUCUAUCGGAAGCUGUGCCAAAAUAAGAUUGUUACCAUGUUCAUAUGUUAGAAUGUUUGUAGCCUACAAUGUAUCAAUGGUUUGAUUGAAUGUAGGCUAGGCCUAUAAAUUGACAGUUGGUAUAUUUUUAUUCUUACAGUUGAGCUGGUUCUUGUGCAUAAGAAAUGUCAUUACUGAUAAAUGAUUAUUUAUGAGCACAUGACAAUAAAUUGUAACUUAAACUCGAA